This is a messenger RNA of Miscanthus lutarioriparius, 465 nucleotides long. Lineage: Eukaryota; Viridiplantae; Streptophyta; Magnoliopsida; Poales; Poaceae. The record is from the annotation of a GenBank genome assembly.
AUGGCAGCCAAGAUGUUUGCAUUGUUUGCACUCCUAGCUCUUUGUGCAAGCGCCACAAGUGCGACCCAUAUUCCAGGGCACUUGCCACCAGUCAUGCCAUUGGGUACCAUGAACCCAUGCACGCAGUACUGCAUGAUGCAACAGAGGUUUGCCAGCUUGUUGGCGUGGCCGGCCCUGAUGCUACAGCAACUGUUGGCCUUACCGCUUCAGCCGUAUCAGACGCCAAUGACUAUGCCGAGCAUGAUGCCACCAAUGAUGAUGCCAAGCAUGAUGCCACCAAUGACGAUGAUGCCGAGCAUGAUGUCACAAAUGAUGAUGUCGAGCAUGAUGCCGUUGCCACAAUGUCACUGCGAUGCCAUCUCCCAGAUUAUGCAGCAACAGCAGUUACCAUUCAUGUUCAACCCAACAGCCAUGGCAAUCCCACCCAUGUUCUUACAGCAACCCUUUGUUGGCUCUGCAUUCUAG